Messenger RNA from Talaromyces marneffei, 354 nucleotides. RefSeq lists its product as uncharacterized. Lineage: Eukaryota; Fungi; Ascomycota; Eurotiomycetes; Eurotiales; Trichocomaceae. Gene Ontology annotation, molecular function: proton-transporting ATPase activity, rotational mechanism. Bases 1 to 354 code for a protein of 117 amino acids. Gene Ontology annotation, biological process: proton transmembrane transport. The transcript has 6 exons. The record is from RefSeq and is a predicted model, not a curated record. Gene Ontology annotation, cellular component: vacuolar proton-transporting V-type ATPase complex.
AUGUCAGCCCAAAACUCCGCGGGAAUCCAGACCCUUCUGGAUGCUGAGCGCGAAGCUCAAAAGAUCGUUCAGCAAGCUAGAGAAUACCGCACAAAGCGCGUAAAAGAAGCCCGAACAGAAGCCCAGCGCGAAAUCGACGACUACAGGAAACAAAAGGAGGAAGAAUUCAAGAAGUUUGAAGCCGAGCACUCAAGCGGAAACAAAAAAGCCGAAGAAGAAGCCAAUAAAGAAGCCGAGGUCCAACUGGCGGAGAUCAAAGUGGCUGGAAAGAAAUCGGGUGAUAAAGUGAUCAAGGAUUUGAUCCAUGCUGUUGUUGAGGUGAAGCCAGAGGUGCCCGAGGAGAUUGCUGCUUGA